AUGCUAACUGUCUAUGUAACUGAUGCAGCGAAAGAAGCACUAGGGGAGUUGAGAAGCAGCAUCGAAAACGUGAAGAGCCUCAUUAGCAACACUUUGAAGCUUCCAUUCCUAUCUUCUUCUUCUUCUUCUCCGCUUCAAUCUCUUCAAAGAGGCAACUGGGUUAAGCUCAUUUGUGGUGCAAGCUUUGAGGAUGUUGUUGAUAUCAGAAAUCUCAGUCUGGUUUACACUCUUUCUGGAGUUGACUGCAUUGACUGUGCUGCUGAUGCAUCAGUGGUUAGCGCUGUGAACGAAGGAAUUUUAGCCGCAACAGAAAUUGUAGGUCUUCAGAAAAAGCCUUGGGUUAUGAUCAGUGUCAAUGAUGAAGAAGAGACUUCUUGCGUAAAUGGGUACAUCUCUAAUAUUAUCAUGCAUUCUUUUUGCAGGCAGAGUGCACAAUUCAAAGAGCUCUGGUGUGCUUUAGGGGAUUCAGUAGAAAACUUAAAGUUAAUAGUAGUUAGCUUACCUAAUGGUGGAGAUUCAACAAUAUCCUCUAUGAAUGAGAUGUUCUCCAUUAUGAAAUCAAAUCUUCAAUGCUUUAACUUAUGGCAGUUGGACGGCCGGCCGAUGAGUGGAGACAUCGGGAGAGGAGCAACCAAGGAAACAAUUGCCUUUGCUAUCGAAUUGGCAAAAGCGAAAAACCGACCUCCCGGUUUCCUUCAACUUGCUGGUGGCACUAAUGCUCACACAAUUGAUGGAUUGAGAAAAAAAGGACUAUUUCAAACAACAUCUAUUGCAGUCGAUUCGUCGAAUUUGCCAGACGCCUUAAUCGGCGGUAUAGCUUAUGGAGGCUAUGCACGGAAGAUUGUUGGUAGAGUAUUGAGAUCAAUGCAAUCUGAAUAUGGUGGAGCUGCUAGAAUAGAGGAUCAUCCUCAACAUCUUUUGAUGGCUCUUAAGGAAGCACUUGCUUUAGUUGGACCUGUUAAAUGUUUAUGA
Molecule: messenger RNA, 972 nt
Organism: Arachis stenosperma
Lineage: Eukaryota; Viridiplantae; Streptophyta; Magnoliopsida; Fabales; Fabaceae
Exons: 9
Coding region: 1-972 (323 amino acids)
Source: RefSeq, a predicted model, not a curated record